Molecule: messenger RNA, 1146 nt
Organism: Aspergillus aculeatus ATCC 16872
Lineage: Eukaryota; Fungi; Ascomycota; Eurotiomycetes; Eurotiales; Aspergillaceae
Exons: 1
Coding region: 1-1146 (381 amino acids)
Biological process (GO): coenzyme A metabolic process
Molecular function (GO): hydroxymethylglutaryl-CoA reductase (NADPH) activity
Source: RefSeq, a predicted model, not a curated record
AUGGCUCCACCAUCUAAACGAAUGUCCGAGACGAUCCGUCCUACCUCGAAGAUGUCAAGCAUAUCACCGACCACGACGCCAAACCCUCGCAGAUUCAAAUCGGAGAACUUUAUCGGCUAUACGCGGGUUCCGGUCGGCCUCGCGGGACCCCUGAACAUUCGCACCCCUGACGGUGAAACCUUCAAAACAUGUGCACCCAUGGCCACGACAGAGGCAGCGCUGAUCGCCAGUUGCAGUCGGGGAUGCAAAGCGCUGAAUGCCAGUGGCGGGGUGGAGUAUAUCUUUGGGAGGGAAGGUAUGUCGCGGGGCCCCGCGUUUCUGUUCGCGAAUCCCCGCGAGGCCCAGGAUUUUAUUAUGAUUCUCUUCUAUGUGGAGAAUAUCCUCUCUGAAGUGGCCGAGUCGACUAGUAACCACCUGAAGCUGGUGAGCAUCACGCCGCACCUGAUUGGGUGCUACGCCCAUGUGGUGUUCAACUACACUUGCGGCGAUGCGGCGGGCCAGAACAUGGUCAGCAUCGCCACGCAGCGGUGCUGUGUCUGGCUGAUGGAGACGUACGCAGCGCAGUACAAAAUCAAGCGCUUCUACGUCGACGGGCAGAUGAGCUCGGAGAAGAAGCCCUCGUGGGGCAACGUGGUAACCCCGCGCGGCGUCGAGGUCACGGCGUGGGCGUGCCUACCGGACGAAACCUGCCAGGAGGUUCUGGGCUGCUCCGUGGCCGACCUGCAUGACAUGCUGCACAUGGCUCAAGACGGAUGCAUCCGCAAUGGAAUCCACGGGAGCAACAUUGACACCGUCAACGUGUUGACCAGCGUGUUCAUCGCCACGGGCCAGGAUGCCGCGAGUGUCGCGGAUGCCUCGUGGAGCCACGGUAGCUCGUUCUACGACCGAGCCAGGAACAGCAUCACCGUCAGCAUGUACUUUCCCUCCAUCCCCGUGGGUGUCGUCGGUGGAGGCACGGUAUACGACACGCAGCGCGAAGCUCUAGAGAUCAUGCAGUGUGCCGGACCAAAGAAGAAGAGACAGUUCGCGGGGUUUCUGGUCUGCUUCGCGUUAGGGCUGGAGCUCAGCACUGCUGCGUUGGUUGUCACAGACACGUUCACGCACGCCCAUCAAAAAUUACGAAAGGGUGAGUCGGCCAAGCUGUGA